AAGRUCCGGAUGGUACAGAUACUACAGUCUUUGAAGUAAUAAUGGACAAUACUCUAAAAACUGGCGAUUUUCAUAAAAUAAAAGAGCUUAUYACACCCUAUAACCUGAUGAAGUGCAGAACAAACAGCCUGGAAAAGUCUUUGGAGGUUAACUACCAGCUCAAGGGUCUAGCUCAUGGAGAUGAUGGUGCGAAUGCUGGCGAUUUUAAUGGCUUGGCCCACAAUGUCCAGAACUUUGCUUAUGAACUUCUUGAGCCGUUAAAGAGCAGUAUAAUGAAAAGAGCCAUUUUUGAAGGAGAUAACUUUGAAAGAAUCGUUGACAAAAUAGUGGAAUAUCGUCAGAAAAAGAUUGCAUCUCAUCCAGUUGUAUACAAUCUAUUAAUGAGACGUUGGACAAGAGCGUUUUAUCAAUUGAGAUACAGUUCCUCAACUUUGGAUCGGUUUAAAUGGUAUUUGUUAAACAUUUGGACUCUCUUUGACUUGGUUCUGUUCCCGUUGGUAUUUGCACUAGCGUAUGUAGUUCAUAAGAUCAAAGGAAUUGCUAGAAAUCGGCAAGAUCACCAUGUUGUGCUGAUUCUUAAUGCGAAAAAAGAAACCUUUCUCCAAAAAAUGCGGGAUUUGUGCAAACACAUGAUUGACCAAUCUGAAAAUGACCGGUUCAAGUUCGCAUCCAUAAUACGCCAUAAGGAUGACGUAAGAACUAACGACUUCAUGGCUAAAGACGGCGCUAAGGCUGCAUUAGAUGUCAAUGAAGAAGUGUGCGAAGAAGCAAAUGGUGAUACCGAGCUGGAGACAUGCUUAGAAAUGCUUAAAAACUCUGAGCAAUCUAAGUCAACCAACUCAAACAAGACGCUGGUUCUCAUGACAGACAAUAAAACGGGAGAUUGGGAUCGGAAUCUUCUACGAAUAAAACAGCAAGUGAAAAAUAACAGAUCUAGAGUUGUGUGUGUCGGGUUGGGCGUUCAUAUCGAUGUUAAAGAACUGGAAUCAAUUGCAACGGACAGAAGCUGUUUUGUUUAUCUUGAUGGUGAUAUUCAGCGAGAGGAUGGGCGUCAGAUCCUUGAAGGCAUGUAA
Molecule: messenger RNA, 1073 nt
Organism: Exaiptasia diaphana
Lineage: Eukaryota; Metazoa; Cnidaria; Anthozoa; Actiniaria; Aiptasiidae
Exons: 6
Coding region: 42-1073 (343 amino acids)
Source: RefSeq, a predicted model, not a curated record